Molecule: messenger RNA, 825 nt
Organism: Sesamum indicum (sesame)
Lineage: Eukaryota; Viridiplantae; Streptophyta; Magnoliopsida; Lamiales; Pedaliaceae
Source: RefSeq, a predicted model, not a curated record
AUGCAGACAAGUGUGGAAGAGAAGCUCAACCCAGAUCAUAAUUUGUGCUCGGAAGACAAAAUGAGUGAAGAUUUCUACACCCAUCUGAAGUUGAGGGAAGAAAAUGAAGCUCCAGAUGAUGAUCAUGGUGAUGAUGAUGAAGAGGAGGAGGAGGAGGAGGAAUUUUCUUUCAUGUGUGGAGGAGCAAAUACGUCGCCUAUAGCGGCGGAGGAUGCUUUCUAUAACGGCCAGAUCAAGCCGGUUUUCCCGUUAUUCAACAGGGAUUUGCUAUUUUCCGGCGAAGAUCCCAUCGCCGCUGCCGCUUUGCACGAGAGCUUGCCCAUGAGGCCGCCGGUGAAGAAGGUGUUCGUGGAGACGAGCGAGGAGAACGGCCAGGUGACGCCGGAGAAUGACGAGGUCUCGGGGUCCUACUGCGAGUGGUCGGACAGAAAGGCGGUUGAGGCGUCGCCGGAGGCCUGCAAGAAGAGCAACUCAACCGGGUUCUCCAAGAUUUGGCGGUUCAAGGAUUUACUGGGCAGGAGCAACAGUGAUGGGAGGGACGCUUUCGUUUUCUUGAACAACGCCCACGCUCCGCCUCCACCGUCCGCGGCGGAGCAGUCAACAAAAGGAGACGAAAUGGGUGAGAGGACAAAAGUGAAGGAGAAGGCGAAGAAGGGCGGAAAGGGGAAAACGGCGGCGGUAAGGGUGUCGGCACAUGAAGCGUACUUGAGGAGUAAGGCGAAGGGGGAGGAGCGGCGGCGGUCGUAUCUGCCGUACCGACCGGAGUUGAUGGGGUUCUUUACUAAUGUUAGUGGUGGAUUAACCAAAAAUGUUCAUCCCUUUUAA